AUGUCUUCUUUUAAACCUACUAUUCCUAACAAACCUGAAACAUUCUCUCUUGUUGUGCCCGGGCUUAGUCCUGCUGCAGCUUCAUUAUCUGAGCAACUCUUGGUUCAAAACAAUGAAAGGUUUCACAUCUUCUUCAAUGAUAAAAAAUUUCACAAUCACUUGAUUCAUCACCUUUUAGCUGCUUACUCUUUUGGCGCCACCAAGGAAAGAAUUCAAGAAAUCUUUGAUUUUCAUGCUAAAGACCAACGCCCUUUGCCUCCUUCCAUUGGUGAAAUCACUCGAGAUAACUACAAACAACAUCUUGGGGAUGCCGCUGCCUACACUAGCUUCUUAAAUUUCUUCAAGCUUGAAAUUGAUAGAUUUGGCAUGCUCGAAACUGUCCGUCGUUUUGUCUGGAGCAACGACUUCUUGGCUCGUACUGUAGGUGGCUUAUAUCAUCCUUUGAUUCAUAUUGGUUAUGGUCUUGAGUUUGAUAUUCCCGGUAUUGUUGCUGAAGGAUUAUCCAUGGCUGCUUUAACAGAACCUUACUUUACACCUGUGAUUCCACAUCAACCUGAAUUGAACCGAUCCAAUUUACUUCCAAGCCAAGCUCAAUCCUUAGCUGAAAAUGCACAUACGGUUGCCCGAGGCUAUGUCAGUCAAGCCUUUGACCAAAUUACAAGCCAGCUGGCUACGCGUUUAGGCAUUGCUGAUGAAAAGACAACUUCUACAGCUCAUCAGGAUCGCUCUGUUGACGUGGAUGAUAACCAUGGUCCUGAUUACAUGAAGAACAAUUCUCUGUUUGCCAUCUUCAAUCAUAUUCAAAAAGAUCCCGUCUUUGACAACUUGGUCAAGUCUACAGACGAUAAUAAGUUCAAGAUUAUUCUUGCUAAUGAAAAAGCCGUUGAACGCGUCAAGCAUUAUGUGAAGCAAUGGGGAUUGAACGAGAACACAAAGAACAUUCAAGCCAAAUUCAAGGAAUUGUACAGUGUAGCAGCUAUCUUGACGGGUGCCGCCGGUGUUCGUAAAGACUAUCCUGGUGUCUUACGACUCAGCUUCUUUUUGGUCCAUGUCUUGACUUCAACCGAGUUUGUUCAUCAAUUUAUUUCAAGAGUAGCACCUUCUGAAGCAGUGGCUUUAUUACAGGCACAUCUUGCAGAGACAAUCAUCUAUUAUGUGGCAGAAGGAAGACCUGAAUUCUAUCUUGAGGGUUUGAUUGACUACAAGCCUUCGGUUCAUACAGACUCUAGUCAAAACCAAUGGCUUCCUGUACUCGACAAAGCAUUGGAACGUAAAGAAGCUCAUGUUAUCAAAGCUGUUCGUUCUUGCGCUGUUGCUCAAGUGAUGUACGGUCCUCACGGUGAUCCUAAUCUUGACUUAAUCUGGCUUCGAGUAGCUCAAAUGGCCGUUGAUGUAGAUGGUAAUUGGGACUUUGAUGGUGUAGGAUUCGAUGAUACUUGGAAACAAAAAGCUUAA
This is a messenger RNA of Gilbertella persicaria, 1455 nucleotides long. RefSeq lists its product as uncharacterized. Gene Ontology annotation, molecular function: oxidoreductase activity. The coding region runs from base 1 to 1455 and encodes 484 amino acids. Lineage: Eukaryota; Fungi; Mucoromycota; Mucoromycetes; Mucorales; Choanephoraceae. The transcript has 2 exons. The record is from RefSeq and is a predicted model, not a curated record.